Cucurbitaria berberidis CBS 394.84 is the source of this 1928-nucleotide messenger RNA. Its product is annotated as amidase. The record is from RefSeq and is a predicted model, not a curated record. Gene Ontology annotation, molecular function: hydrolase activity, acting on carbon-nitrogen (but not peptide) bonds, in linear amidines. The transcript is spliced from 2 exons. Bases 185 to 1468 code for a protein of 427 amino acids. Lineage: Eukaryota; Fungi; Ascomycota; Dothideomycetes; Pleosporales; Cucurbitariaceae.
UGCUUAUCCAUGAAUGGCUUGCCAUCGGAAGGAUGAAUGCACAGUCAUAUCAAUCAGUCAUUGUCGGUGCUAAACCAGCACGCGUCGACCGUCGGAAAAUGCGUCUCGCGCUAUAGCACCAACACAGCGCCACUAUGCGCGAUUUGGUUCUUCGUGAGCCAAGGCAAUCUGCGAUCAAACGACAAUGGCUUCAUCGUCGUUUCAGAUCAACGGAGAUAGACUGAACAGCACGCUUCAAAGCACUUGCACGCAAUGGGGAGCGCUGUCGACCGGUACAGGCAUGUGCCGUCUCACGCUCACUCAAGAGGAUAAACAAGUUCGCGACUGGCUUGUCACAGAAUGCAAAAGUUUGGGAUGUGAGGUCAAGGUCGAUCAGAUGGGCAAUAUUUUUGCAAUACGGCCUGGGACAGCGGAGGACAGAAGUCCAAUCGCUAUGGGUAGCCAUUUGGAUACACAGCCAGCUGGUGGAAGAUAUGACGGUAUUCUCGGUGUCCAAGCAGCACUUGAAGUCCUUCGUACGCUCCGCGACAAUAACGUUGAAACGUACUGCCCGAUUGCGCUGGUCGACUGGACAAAUGAGGAGGGAGCUCGAUUUCCUGGUGCUAUGAUGGCUUCUGGAGUCUGGAGCACCAAAAGCAGUACAUCGCUGGAUGCAUGUUGGGAUGUAAAAGAUAAGGAAGGUAUACGCAUGAAGGACGCUCUAGAUCACAUUGGCUACCUGGGGAAUACGCCAUGCGACUACCGAGCGAACGGCUUCGAAUGCCAUUUCGAGCUGCAUAUCGAGCAAGGUCCCAUCCUCGAGAAAGAACGUAAAAGUGUUGGUAUAGUUACUUCAGUACAAGGGAUGAAGUGGUUCGCCGUUCGCGUCAACGGUGUUGAGGGUCACUCGGGAACGACGCUAAUGCCAGGUCGUUCAGACGCUCUGGUAACUUCAUCACGUCUCAUCACGGCUGUUCGUGACACUGCUCUGAAGACUAAGCUAGGUGUCGCUACUGUGGGCAUGAUCAACAGCGAUACGUCAAGUCAAGCCACUAUCCCGGCAGGUGUGAAUUUCAUUAUUGAUGUUCGUUGCUCAACUGAUGAAAUGGUUGAUCAGCUGGUUAUUGCUAUGUUUAAAGCAUUCGACGACAUCGUAGUGGAAGAGAACAACGGCACGUCAUACAAGAUCGAGCGUUCUUGGGGCCUGCCAGAGAGCGAAUUUCAUUCGCACUGUAUCGACGCUGUGCGCACUUCAGCAGUCAGCCAAGUGGGCGAGGAACAGAUUAUGCAGAUGAAAAGUCGAGCUGGUCACGAUAGUGCAUGGACAAGCCGCGUAUGUCCGACGAGCAUGAUCUUCGUACCGAGUAAAGAAGGGGUCAGUCAUAACCCGAACGAGUACACGAGCCCGGAGCACUGCGUGUUGGGAGCGCAGAUCUUGCUUGGUGCAGUGCUGAUUUAUGAUGACAAAGUAAAACAUGGGAAGCAUUAGGCCAUUUGCGUCCUUUAACCAUGAUUUUUGUUGUCUUUCAAUGUAUGGUAUAAGCGUCGCAGUAUCUAUGGUGUGCUAGACUUGUCUUGCGUCCCCCAUCCGUUAUCUUAUCAUCGGCAUCUACACCACAGCCCUUGAACCCCCAUCUUCGGUCGCUUCCUCCUGCGCAUCCCAGCAGCCGUCAUGGGGCCAUCUGCUUCCUUCGUUCUCCCAUUGGUCAAUAUAUCUCAAUUGGCUCUGGCGAGCCGUUAUCGCCGGCACGCUUAACCCAUCCUGCGUCCAUGAAUGGCGUACCCAUGGUGCGAUGGACAACUUGAAGCUUGUGAAGAUGGCCCGGCAUAAGGUCGCAGAGCCUCUUGGUAUUCCAAAGCUUAGUGACCAAGAACAGAACAAGAUGAGCAAUUCAGAGCUCGGAGUUGAACAGGUUGAUGUCCUCAUUGUUGGUGGAGGACCUGUAGGU